UGCUCGUUUAUGCGUUCGUGUCAUGUGCCAUGUUGGCGGAAGUAAAUUUGUUUUAAAGUGAUUCAUUAUGGCGAAGUAAAGAAGUUCGAUUUUAUUAUUGUCUGUUACGCAGCUUAGUAUAUACAUUUAAGUUCUGUUUAUUUUACGGGUAGAAGGACGAAUAUGAUGAAUCUUCCAAAGGCACCCGAUUCUCUUUGUUUUGAUAAAGACGAAUUUAUGAAGGAUGACUUCGAUGUGGACCACUUCGUGUCGGAGUGCAGGAAACAAGUGCAGCUGGAGGAGCUGCGAGAGGAUUUGGAGCGCUACUACAAGCUGUUAAAAACCGCAAUGGUGGAGCUCAUCAAUAAAGAUUAUGCGGACUUCGUAAACCUUUCCACAAACCUCGUUGGAAUGGACAAAGCACUCAACCAGCUCACUGUCCCCCUUGGCCAACUACGAGAAGAGGUGUUGAGCCUUAGAUCAGCUGUAAAUGAAGUCAUUGAAGCCAUAGAUGACCGGUUGUCCAAGCAAGACGAUAUUCAAAAGAAGAAGAUUUGUGUUCUGAGACUCAUACAAGUUGUGCGAUCAGUUGAGAAGAUUGAAAAAAUUCUUAAUUCUCAAAACUCCAAGGAUGACACAUCUCUAGAAUUAAGAAGCCCGCUGAUGGCUGGUCAGAUUCUGGAGCGGAUUGCCACUGAGUUCAACCAGCUGCAGUUCCAUGCCGUUCAGAGCAAGGGGAUGCCACUUCUGGACAAAGUGCGACCUAGGAUCGCCGGGAUCACGGCCAUGCUGCAGCAGUCCCUGGAGGGCCUGCUGAUCGAGGGCCUCCAGACCUCCAACGUCGACAUUGUGCGCCACUGCCUGCGGACCUACGCCACCAUUGACAAGACCAGAGACGCGGAGACGCUCGUGGGCCAGGUUCUCGUGAAGCCCUACAUGGACCAGGUCAUUGUUGCAGAGUAUGCAAAGUCGGGUCCUGCUGGCUUGCAGGUGAUGUUUGGAAAAGUUCUAGAAUUUGUGCCGCAUCACUGUCGUCUGCUGCGAGAGGUGACUGGAGGAACCAUAUCAAGUGACAAAGCGGACAUUGUCCCCGGGUACGACUUCAUGGUGAACUCCGUGUGGCCAGAGAUAAUUAAAGGCCUGGAGGAGAGGAUCGCCUCCCUCUUCAACCCUGGCAACCCAGACGUCUUUUACGAGAAGUACACCAUCAGCAUGGAGUUUGUGCGCAGGUUUGAGCGGCAGUGCGGGUCUCAGGCCAGCGUGAGGCGUCUGAGAGCACAUGCCUCUUAUCUGAGCUUCCAGAAUAAGUGGAACCUGCCGGUCUACUUCCAGCUACGAUACAAAGAGAUUGCGGGAAGUUUGGAAAAUACAAUGGCAGAUGGGCUAGGAGAAGCACCAGCCGGGAGCUCCUAUCGGCUGCUGGUGUCCCACGUGCUGUGGGGCUGCCUCCCCAGGUGCUGGGAGGAGAGGGUCUACCUGCCCCUGCUGGCCCAUCGCUUCUGGAAACUCACGCUUCAGCUGCUCUCGCGCUACUCCACCUUCGUCACUGAGGUGCUGAAUAAGGCUCCUACUACUGAGGUCAGUAAAGAUCCUGUGAAGCCCCUCCCUAGCUCCGCCUCCUCCACUUCCAGCAGGACUUCUCAGGAGGACACAGGAAGCGAGACUGGCAUCCCAACUGCCCUCUCUGCCAAGCAGCUGGUCUACAUCGCUGCAGAUCUGGAUCUUCUGCAGGAACAGAUUCCAGAGCUCGGCGACAUAAUCAAGAACAGACUGGAGCUCAUCGGGUUCACCAACUUUCAGGUUGUUUCAGACUGCUUGGCGGACUCGAAAGCCUCCUUGUCCGCUUGCACUCCUGCUCUGAACAGUAGGGUGACGCAGCUCCUUAGCGAGAGGUGCUUCAGGUACCUGAAAAGUGCCUCUGAAGUUCCCCGGCUGUACCGCAGGACCAACAAGGAAGUGCCUUCAAGGGCCUCGGCCUACAUGGACAACGCACUGCGGCCGCUGCAUCAGCUGCAGAGCGACCACAAGGACACGCUGAAGGGCUCCAUCCUGCAGAGCUGGCUGUGUGUCACGCUGUGCGACUGCACGCAGAGGUAUUACGAAACUGUCUCGGAUGUUCUGAGUUCGGUGAAGAAAAUGGAGGAGAGUCUGAAGAGACUGAAGCAGGCCAGGAAAACAGCAGCCUCCGUCACCACAGGGACCAACGGGGGCCCCACCGAUGACGGCAAGAUCCGCAUUCAGCUGGCACUCGACGUGGAGUACCUGGGAGAUCAGAUCCAAAAGAUGGGCCUGCGGACAGGGGACAUCACACGUUUCUCAUCCUUGCUUGAGUUGGUUCAAGGGGCUAGGGACGGGGUUUCAUCUGAGCAGACUGGCUCAUAAAUAUGGCUGGGGUUAUGCCUUCCUGACCCCUCUGGCCAGGGCAUGUCUUGGGAGACUGUAAUGUAAAUAUGGCAACUCUGGUGUGGGUUCUGUCUCUUACAGAAUGGGCUAGCCUGGGAAUUCUUAUUUAUUUAUGGAAAUUAAUGGGAGAUCAGACUGUAAAUUGUAAGAAAUUGUGAAGGUUUUACAUGUGAUGGGUUGGAAAUUAUAUUGUGAACUGCAGACAAAGCACCACCUGUAUGAAGGUGUCAUUCUUGUCAAUAAAAGCUUUAAGUACCUGUU
Messenger RNA from Anguilla anguilla (European eel), 2643 nucleotides. It is a transcript of the gene cog2, whose product is annotated as component of oligomeric golgi complex 2. Gene Ontology annotation, biological process: intra-Golgi vesicle-mediated transport; Golgi organization; protein transport. The record is from RefSeq and is a predicted model, not a curated record. NCBI's taxonomy places the organism in Eukaryota, Metazoa, Chordata, Actinopteri, Anguilliformes, Anguillidae. The transcript has 18 exons. Bases 163 to 2361 code for a protein of 732 amino acids. Gene Ontology annotation, cellular component: membrane; COG complex.